AAGGAUAGUAAUGUUGUCAUAAUUUGUUCUACCGGAAAUAGGUGAUAUAUAACGUCAGACAUCAUAGAAGAUACCGUAUUUUGAUCUGAGUACACUGAAGUAGGACAUCUCACAACAUGAAGUUCGCACUGUAUAUUUUCGUGGCCAUGUGUUCCUCCAGUCUCAGCUCUUCCUUGAGCAUCGACCCCAACACCAUCCUGUCUGUUCUGGGGUCCCUUGGAGGCUCUGGUUCAAAUAACGGAGGGACUAACACGGGAGGAGGCGCUGGAGAUCUUAUGGGUGGCAUCCUCGGGGGCACCGGCUCCAGUGGUGGUACUGGUAAAGGCAACCAAGUUGCCAACCAACUUAUUGGCACCGUCAAAGAUUUUGCCGUCAACAUAUUCAAAGGAUUCUUUGGCAAGUUGUUCGAAAACCAAAUCGGAAGAAACUACCAUGAUGAUAUCAUCAUGGGCCGUGCUGUCCGUAUCACAAAGGUUGACGAUACGACGGUCACUAUCCUUGACAGGGCCAGCGGUGUAAAGACAACUGGAACCGGUGCAAAUGGACAGGAAGCUAUCGAGAAUGGAACCAAAGCACUUCUUGAGACAUUACUGUUGACUGGGAAGAUGAGUCUGUUGGACUUAGGAAUUCAGCCUGCAGUUGUGACAACUGAGCAACCAUGCUAUGACAAACACCCGAAAUCCUACUGCGAAGAAAUGGAAGGAAACGGCUUAUGUUCUCCUGGUCACCAAAUGGCAACUUUCAUGAAAACUUACUGCUUCAAAACAUGCGGGGGCUGCUAAUGUGAUAGCCAGUGCGCUAGCCAGAUUGAGAUGCCCUGCUGUAACAAGAAUAUCCGACAAAUAUGUAACUUUUUAUCAGGAAAAAAAUAAAUAUUUCUUCGAGAUUAUAA
Molecule: messenger RNA, 892 nt
Organism: Lineus longissimus
Lineage: Eukaryota; Metazoa; Nemertea; Pilidiophora; Heteronemertea; Lineidae
Exons: 6
Coding region: 117-782 (221 amino acids)
Source: RefSeq, a predicted model, not a curated record